Molecule: messenger RNA, 624 nt
Organism: Meloidogyne enterolobii
Lineage: Eukaryota; Metazoa; Nematoda; Chromadorea; Rhabditida; Meloidogynidae
Source: the annotation of a GenBank genome assembly
AUGGUUAGAAUUGUAGCAAAGAAUGUUCGAAAGUUACUGUUGACUUCGUUGGCGUCUCGUGGAAUCACUUCGUCAAUUCAAUUGCCUGCUCUUAUUAAGCCUAAGUUCACCAAGUUAUUCAUCAACAAUCAAUGGCGAAAUUCGCAGCUUGGAAGAACCUUUGCUAUGUACAAUCCUGUGACCAAAACAAAAAUUGCUCAAGUCCAGGCGGGUGGGACAGCAGACAUUGACUUGGCCGUUAAGGCAGCCUGUGAUGCUAAUAAUUUCGGCUCUGACUGGCGCCGCUUGGAUUUUGCUGAUCGCGGACAUUUACUAAAUAAACUGGCUUCCUUAAUUGAAAGAGAUGCUUUUCAACUGUUUUGUUUGCAAACAAUUGACCGCAUUUGGGACAUUUUAAGUAUUAUGAAGAAAUUUGCCUUCAAACUCCCUCAAAUUGACAGUAAAGAAGUUGAGUACGAGUUGGGUCUUCAUUUGCCACAUCAGGAAGGUGAACAGAAAAAUCUCAAAAGAAAACAUUUGAAGAUGGAGAUUGACAUUAAAUCCACGAUGAACAUUAUCAAGAAGCCACUUACCGAGAAGAUUUACGGACUUGGCCCCUUUAAUUUUAAGUAUAUUUGCAUGUAA